AUGCAUAUCAAGCUGGCGUUUGCAAUUAUCGGCCUCACAGUGGGAGCAGAUGCUUUCUUUCGCAUGUCCUGGCCCGGCCGCAUCGUGCGCGAACGCCUUGAUCCUAUCGUGAACCCUGGCGGCGUGGCCUCCCAUGGCCAUACUAUAUCCGGUGGCUCAGGCUCCUCUGCCAACAUGACUUAUGAAGAUGCCCGUUCUUCCAAGUGCUCAACAUGCGAGAUCAAAGAAGACAAGUCAAAUUACUGGCCCCCAACCCUCAUUGGCGCACCUCAAGAACGGCAGUUUCACCCCUGUCCCCGUCGUCGGCGACCCCACUGA
Plenodomus lingam JN3 is the source of this 318-nucleotide messenger RNA. The record is from RefSeq and is a predicted model, not a curated record. Lineage: Eukaryota; Fungi; Ascomycota; Dothideomycetes; Pleosporales; Leptosphaeriaceae.